GAGCCCGGGGGUGCGGGGGGCGGCGCGUUGCCUGGCGGCCGCGGGGCCGCUGUGCGUCCGCUCCGCGUAGCGCCCUAUGGAGAAGGGCCAGCGGAACGCCAUCGUAUUUAACGCUUCCAAAGGGGAAGCCUUCACUCCGGCCAGCAGCUACAAGGCCUGGAGGAAGAGGCUCCGAGGGAACUGGAAGAUCUUGAGCUUAAAGGAUGAGAUCACGUCUGAGAAGCUCUUUGGGGUGAAGCUGUGGAUCACAGCUGGACCAAGAGAAAAGUUCAGUGCUACUGAGUUUUCAGUUCUGAAGAAAUUCCUGGAGGAUGGUGGAGCCAUCCUGGUGAUGUUAAGAGAAGGUGGAGAGUCCAGAUCUGGCACAAACAUCAACUUUUUGUUAGAAGAAUAUGGGAUCGUUUUCAAUAACGAUGCUGUUGUACGAAAUGUAUAUUACAAGUACUACCACCCAAAAGAAGCACUGAUCUCUGAUGGAGUUUUGAACAGGGGAGUCAGCGAAGCUGCAAGAAAAACAGUGCUUGAGACAACAAGUGAAGAUGGGAAUGGCCAUGACUCACAAGCUCUCACUUUUGUGUAUCCAUUUGGUGCCACACUGAAUGUGAUGAGACCAGCAGUGGCUGUUCUGUCAACAGGAUCUGUUUGCUUCCCUCUCAACCGGCCUGUUCUUGCGUUCUAUCAGCACGAGCUUGCAGAAAUUGUAGACAAAAAGAUAGAAGAUGAAGCCAGAAACAGAGAUUCUUUCUCAGGCAGAGCAGAGAAACGAACCAGAAGGAGAACAGAAUUUAUUGAAGCAAAGAAGAGAUACAGUAAAGAACAGCAACAAAAGUUGAAGGAGUGGAAAAGUCAAGGUGGAAAGAUAGCAGCACUGGGAUCUUGCCACAUGUUCAGUGAUCAAUAUUUAGAUAAAGAAGAAAAUGGUAAGAUCAUGGAUGUACUUUUCCAGUGGCUCACAACAUCAGAUAUUCAUUUAAACCAGAUGGAUAUGGAAGACCCCGAGAUCUCAGACUAUACCUUGCUCCCAGAUACAGCUGCACUAUCUGAACAACUGCGAGUCUGCCUGCAAGAAGGAGAUGAGAACCCAAGAGACUUCACAAAGCUGUUUGAUACAUCCCUGUAUCAGCUGGACACAACCGCCCUCCCUUCAGUUAUCAAAGCUUAUGAACAGUUGAAUGUGAAGCAUGAACCUCUCCAGCUCAUUCAGCCUCAAUUUGAGACUCCACUACCUGCCUUGCAGCCAGCUGUUUUUCCACCUGCUUUCAGAGAGUUGCCUCCUCCUCCUCUGGAGCUGUUUGACUUGGAUGAAACAUUUUCCUCUGAGAAAGCUCGUCUUGCAGAGAUUACAAACAAAUGUACUGAUGAUGACCUGGAGUUUUAUGUACGAAAGUGUGGCGAUAUCCUAGGAGUAACAAGUAAACUCCCAAAGGAGAAGCAGGAUGCCAAACAUAUUCUGGAGCACAUCUUCUUCCAAGUGGUUGAAUUUAAGAAACUCAAUCAGGAACACGAUACUGACACAAGUGAAGCUGGAUUCCAGAAUGAUAACUGAGCCCUGGCUUUCCCCUGAUGGAAGAUGGACCUAUUGAAAAUGUACUUAGCAAUUUCUCUUCAACCUUUGUGUUCAGUUCAAUGAUUGAGACUGAGUAUUUCACUGACUGUGUGGAUCAGUUACACAUAGUGAUUGGGAUAAUUAAUGCCUUCUGAGGGAAGUGUUUGUAUUUUCCAGAUAACUUCCUAUUUUUCUAUUUUAUUGAAACUGUAAUUUUGUUUUAUAUAUAUAUAUAUGUAUAUCUUAUGCUAAGAAAAUGUAAGUUUGCUCCUUUCUUGCUCUGGUAUUUUUCUUCUUGUAAGACUUACUGUGGGCCCUUUUGGCAUACAUCUAGUCCUUAAUUGCACUAUGAGAAAGAUCAUUAUUUUAGUUGGUGAACUGGAGUAAGAAAAUACAGCAAUAAAUAUAGGAGAUGCUGAAAAUACAUUGCUGUAUCACCACAAGGCAUCUCCUUUUUGGAUCUCUGCAAUAAUGAACCAAGGCGAGGGGGGUUUGUAACUGUAGGAACAGAAGGUUUCUUCCCUGGGAGGGGAAGAGAUGAAUUCAAAUAGUAGGAAAGGCUGAUACUGUGCAGGAAACUCAGGGAGACAUUCAAGUAGGUAUUGCACAGAAAUGGAAACACAUGGAAUUCAUCAUCCAUUAAAUACUGAAGCUCGAUGCACAGUGAAAAUACAGCCAUGGGUAUAAGCAGCGUGAGGAACAGAUUUGUCACAAUCAUUGAUGCUGUGUGUCAUUUUUAACAACACUUUGAGAUUGCACUUUGAUAUCCAAAGAGUUCUGUGUUUCAUCAGGCACCUGGACUGUAAAACUUGAUUUUUCCCCCACUCAAGCAUUCUAUAAGGCCUUUGUGACACCUGUGCCUUAUCUUUAUCCUCCAUGUUAUUCAAUGUAAAAGCUGCUUCUUUUCCAAAAGGUUUGUCUUACCUUCCCCCCCACCCCCAAAAUAAACCCCAUUUUACAUUGUUUCAUGUUUAGGAUGCUUUCCUAAGGCUGGUUUCCCAAUGUACCUACCAAGGUACUAACCAGCUGAGACGUGCCAAUAUAAUACUGGCAGAAAGGGUUAUACUUUACAGACAAUCCUUUACCAUUAGCAGCAUGUUUCAGAGUUUUCAUUUCUUCCUCUUUCAUUUCUUCCUCUUCAAUAACAGGGCUGUGCUUUUCACUCACAGCAGCACUUCUCCGGAUUUACAUAAUAAGUCUUAUCUUCCCCCCACACUAUCAAUACCAGUCAGUCAACCAACACAGACUACAGCUGAACCAAACAACUGCGUGACCUUCGUGUUAAUUAUAGAUGUGGUCUGUACUGUUCUUUGGUGUUUAGACUGCAAACUGUAAAUACAUUCUCUUUGUGUCCCUUUUCGGAGUUGUUUUUGUCACCUGUUCCUGAUGCUGUAACAUGAUUUUUAGAAACAA
Coturnix japonica (Japanese quail) is the source of this 2959-nucleotide messenger RNA. RefSeq names its product intraflagellar transport 52 (gene IFT52). Gene Ontology annotation, cellular component: intraciliary transport particle B; cilium; centriole. Gene Ontology annotation, biological process: cilium assembly; intraciliary transport. The record is from RefSeq and is a predicted model, not a curated record. NCBI's taxonomy places the organism in Eukaryota, Metazoa, Chordata, Aves, Galliformes, Phasianidae.